Pogona vitticeps (central bearded dragon) is the source of this 5111-nucleotide messenger RNA. NCBI's taxonomy places the organism in Eukaryota, Metazoa, Chordata, Lepidosauria, Squamata, Agamidae. The record is from RefSeq and is a predicted model, not a curated record.
UGAGGUGGCCCAAUCGUAGCCCUACGCGAUGCCCAGAAGGAAGGCGGGCUCCGCCAAUCCGCGUGCUGCAAGGGGUGGUCCCUAUUGCUAUGGGAACGGGAAGUAGGAUUUGCUAGAGACCAGCUUCAAAGGGGGGUGGGGUGUAUCACCGGUGGCCGGAGAAGAGGAAGAAGCAGCAGCAGAAGAAGAAGAGAAGGAAAGGAAAGGAGGAACGCGAGAGUGAAAAGAAAGAAAGGUCAGGAGAGAAAAUCGAAGGAAGGAGAACUGUGGAACUGUGCUGCUCCUGCUGAGGGCUCUUCUAGCAAGCUGCUACACAUCACUGGGGAAAAGGCUCAUCAGCUGAAGGCAAAGGAAGAUGCUCAGGGUUCUUCUCUCCCCUGCCUGUCUAGCUAUGAAUCAUUGCCAGAUGAAGGAAAGAUGGAGAAGUGUCUUAUUACAACAGUGCAUUUUGCUGCUUACCUCUCUUAUGAUUACACUGGAAGCAGUACCUAUAGACGUAGACAAAACAAAAGUAACAAUGGGAGAAAAUGUAGAGAGUGCACAAGUAGACAAUCCGGAUACCGGGCUUUAUUAUGAUGCCUACUUGAGGCAAGUCAUAGAUGUUCUGGAGACAGAUAAACAUUUCAGAGAGAAGCUUCAGACAGCAGACAUAGAAGAAAUAAAGAGUGGAAAGUUGAGCAAAGAGUUAGACUUAGUUAGUCAUCAUGUGAGAACAAAGCUGGAUGAAUUGAAAAGACAAGAGGUUGCAAGAUUAAGGAUGUUAAUUAAAGCUAAGAUGGAUUCAUUUCACGAUUCUGGCAUUGAUCAUCAAGCUCUUCUCAAACAGUUUGAGCAUCUGAACCACAACAACCCCCAUACUUUUGAAGCUAAAGAUUUAGACAUGCUAAUCAGAGCAGCCACUAGUGACUUAGAAAACUAUGACAAGGCCCGUCAUGAGGAGUUUAAGAAAUAUGAAAUGAUGAAAGAACAUGAAAGAAGAGAAUAUUUAAAAACAUUGGAUGAAGAAAAGCGACACCAAGAGGAAUCCAAAUAUGAGGAAAUGAAAAAGAAGCAUAGCAAUCACCCAAAAGUUAAUCAUCCUGGAAGCAAAGACCAGUUGAAAGAGGUAUGGGAGGAGGCAGAUGGGCUGGACCCAAACGACUUUGAUCCAAAGACAUUUUUCAAGUUACAUGAUGUCAACAAUGAUGGUUUUCUGGAUGAGCAGGAGUUAGAAGCAUUGUUUACAAAAGAGCUAGAGAAAGUAUAUGAUCCCAAAAAUGAAGAGGAUGAUAUGGUAGAAAUGGAAGAAGAGAGGCUACGCAUGAGAGAACAUGUCAUGAAAGAGGUUGACAUCAACAAGGACCGAUUAGUGACUUUGGAAGAGUUCCUGAGAGCUACAGAAAAAAGAGAAUUUCUGGAGCCAGAUAGCUGGGAGACCCUGGAUCAACAGCAAGUCUUCACUGAAGAGGAUCUGAAGGAAUUUGAAAGUCAUAUUUCCCAGCAAGAAGAUGAAUUGCAAAAGCAAGCAUUAGAACUUCAGAAAAAGAAAGAAGAACUCCAGAGGCAACAAGACCACCUUCAGGCCCAGAGACAAGAACUUGAGCAGGCCGUUCAGCAAAUGGAAAAGAAGAAAUUACAGCAAGGGCAUCCUCCCUCAGGACCAGGCGGAGAAUUGAAAUUCCAGCCGCCUGGGGCACAACCAGUUGCAGAUGCUCAGAAUCACCCUGCAGGAGAAAGUCAACCUCUACCACCUGGAAGCAUACCUGUACAAGAAGCUGCUAGAUCAGAUCAUGUCCAAUCUCACCCUUAACCACUUGUGCCUCAACUUUAUAUCAUGUUUUGGGGAGGGAAGUGGGUGGGGGAAGAGGGUCAGAGACUAAAAACAAUUUGGGAAACUAUGUUCAUUCUCAUUUCACUUUCUAGUUGGCUGAAUUCAUAUGGACUUGAAAUCCUAAUUAAUUGUGGAGACUUUCAAAGGCACAAAUGAUACAAGAUGAAUUUUUUGUUAACAGUUGUGGAUCUUUAAAGUCAAAAAUGUCUAUCAAAAUAUUCUAGUCACUGCAUUUAAAUAAAGAGCAGGAGCACCAUGCAACUUUUCAGAUAUGAAUAUUGUUACUUGACUUCAGUGUGAUUUUAUCCCCUUGAAGCACUGUUUUGUUGUUCUGUAAUCUGGACUCAUCAAUAUGGGUAUGGUGACAAGCUAGCAAAGAUGAAGCAGAAGACAAAAGGUUCCUGUUCACAGGUCAUCUUGGAAAAUCUGGAUUGUUGCUCAUGCAAAAAACUACACAUGAAGAGGACCCUUCAGAUAUGUCACUGGUCAUGUGAGCAAAAUGAUAAGGGAUGAGCAGAGCUAGACUCUUUCCUGUAGACCAACCAGUCUUAACAGGGGCCAUAUGGCACCCUGGGGGCCCCUAGCACAUUUGAAGGGAGACAUCAAUGGAAACAAUUCUUCCCACAAUGAGUUUCAUUAUGUGACUUAUACAAUCCUGAUUUGGCCUGGAUUUCUUUCAUCUUGUGUUUAUGGCUGUAGCCAAAAAAGGUUGAGAAUGGUCACUGUAGACAAUGCUGAUCAUUCUGGAUUACAGACCAAUUAAGUAGGACUUGACUAUCACUUGUGCCUUGGAAAAUCUCUCCACCCCACUCAUUUUUAAAUUGAGUGUGCUUUUAAUUAUUUAAAAUACAUAUUGGUGAUGGAAAAGUUAAGAAGAGCAAACUCCUCGCUUUGUCUUGUUUUUUUGAUAGGGGAGAUGCUGCCAAUUUCAAUUGUCAGUGAGUGUAAAGUGAAAAUUUGCUCCACCAAAACAUUCUGCCCAGUUUCAAGCAAGUUUUGGCAUAUGAUAAUAUUCUCUAAAAGUGCCAACAAUGGAAAGGAGGUGUUCUAGAACUGUGGAUUUUGUGAGUUCUUUGUUGCUGACUACUGACACUCUUGUUGGCCUUUGAGACUCAAUGAAACUAAGCCACCUGUGAUCUGAUUUCAAGCAAUCCUGCAUUUUUUUAAAAAAAGUGUAAUUGUAGGAAGGAAUAAUGAUCAUCAGUGAAUAUACAGUAUCUUCUGUUUGCAGAUGCCUGUGAAUGCUAACAUAAGACCCUUUCAACAGAAAUUCUCUGCUCAAAGUGUAUUGAUUUAGUCAACUUUAUUGUGCUGAUUGAAUGCAGUGUCAGUUGGAUACAUCCCCUGCAAGUCAGCUAUGAAGAAGAUACUUUUGUCCUCCUUCCUUUCAUAAUAUGCCAGUUGUAUUCAUCCCUCUGUGAGGUAUGAAAUCGAGCUCUUUAGAUGAUGAAAAAUAUUUUCAGAAUUAGCAAAGUCUUCUCAUGGCUUUUGCUUACCUCCUGCUUUGGAAGGUUUCUUUCAAAAUCAUCAGUGUGUUUCAAAUAGCAUUUCUCAGAUGCUGCAAUCUGAGUUCAUGCUAAAAUACUCAUUAAUUUUACAAUACUGGAUAUAAUUACAUGAAUGUAAAAGGCGUGUAUUUUAGAAAUGGGUAUUUCAUGGAAGAACCAAGUUGGCAUUUUCAAGAGUAAUUCAAGCUUUUGGAUGUAAUGGUUUUGUUUUGCUUGGAUCUUGGUUAAAAGCAACACAUUUGUAAAAUGUUUCUAGUUGCUUUCGCCAUAAUUUAGCACAUAAAGAAGCAUCUAGUUCUUCACAUCUGAAACCCAGUUUACACUUUGAAUGUACCUUCCAAAUCCCCCCUCCCCUUUGUUGGUCUUGCAUGGAAUUUGAUUCCAAGAUUGUUGUAAUAAAGACAGAGUUUCUCCAGAUAUCUGAAGAGAAUAGCAUUAAGAACUGGUGGCAAAAAAUAAAGAAUAAGACUUAAGCACAUUCCUUUACGGAAAUAAUAUUAUUGAAAGAGGAGAUAGCUAGUUUCUAAAAUAUUAAAACUUCAAAGCUGUUAUGCAGCCAUCUGUACACUUUGGAAAAUUGUCAUUUCUUCAUGAUAUAAUUAUUCAUACAGGAUUUCACAGAAUGAAGGCUUUUGCAUAAGAAAAUAAAAAACAGUCCUGCCUGGUCAAAUGCUAGGGAAGAUGGGUAUGAUGAACAAACAUUUGUGUAGAUUCUCUUUUCUGCACACUAGUUUUAAAAUUACAACAAUCUUGAAUGACUUUUUCACAUGUCACUAUGUCAUUGGUGGACUGUUUUCUUGCCCAUUUUAGGGUCUAUUCAGCAGGUGCGAAACACAUGAGAAUCCUGUGUGGGAGUUCUUCCUACGAUGAACUAGCAGCUUGUGGCCAACUAGUCCUUUAAUUACGUUGUCACAAAUGCCAUAAGUUACUGACAAAAUGUGCCAAAAGCUGAAUAGCUUGUGUACCAGUGAGUGCUCCUACAUAGCUUUUGCACAGACAAGGAGGUAAUGUGUGCAGGCUUUUCAUGGAAAAAGCACCCACCCAGCAGUUUGCGGUCAAGGUUCUUUAUAGUUAAAAGCAAAACAGAAAUAAAAAGUAAAAAAAAAAAAAAAGAACAGAUAUGUGGCACGUUAAAUACUUAAAAUUUUUUUAAAUGUGAGCUCUCGUGGACAAGUCCACUUCAUCUUCACCAUCCUUUUUCAUCAUCGUAAUUAGGUUUUACUGCCUCUUGCUCUCCUUAAUUCUUAUCUUCAUCAUCAGUCAACACUCUCUUGUUUUGUGAUCCUGAGGGAAGAGUGGUGGUAGAGAAAUGACUCAGUGGCUUUCUGUAAUUCUUGGCUUCUGUAGCACAACGUAUGGUGACCUAUUGGGGAAAGGAAUCUCUGGCAGCUGCAACCAGCGAUGAUUCCUACUGGGCUGAUAGUAGAUGUGUCCAAGAGGCAGCAGGAUAGUAAUUGUGAUAUGUAUGGCUCCAUUUUUGUACUGCAAAUCAACAGGAACUUUCAGAAACUGGUUUUCUGCUCUUCUGAGCAGUGGAUACUUGAAUCAAUAUGAUCCAUCUGCACAUACUCAGAUAGCAGCUUCAAUAAAGGUUGUGAUCCUUGCCCUAGGCUCACGUAUCACUUAAUACAAGUGAUAAGAAAUCCCUUCUGUGGUUUUUUUUUUUUGUGGCCUCACAGGUAUUUUCAACCCUAAGCAGUAUGCUGUUCUUUAAUUUUAUGUGGUAGUCAUCCCUUUGUUUUAGCUUAUAAAUAAAAUCAGAUGACUAAUAAAAAAGAGGAAUGUUGAAAUCA